Molecule: messenger RNA, 1866 nt
Organism: Penicillium riverlandense
Lineage: Eukaryota; Fungi; Ascomycota; Eurotiomycetes; Eurotiales; Aspergillaceae
Product: DUF2985 domain-containing protein
Exons: 4
Coding region: 1-1866 (621 amino acids)
Source: RefSeq, a predicted model, not a curated record
AUGGAUCGCAUUGAGACUGUCGAUGACUCGGCUUCCCAGGAGGGCCAACCCGGAGCAGCACCGGCGCCUCCUGAAUCCUCUGCAUCACGUCCACCGCUCGGCACUCUACGCCCGCGAGCCCCUUCAAACCGAACGCGUCGCCCGAGUAUUCGCCUCUCCCGCCUAUCGUCCUAUUCGUCCUUGGAUACCGUCAACACCCAAUCUCAGGCCCAACCCGAGCAAGCGCCAGUGGCGGUAGUCAGCCGGCAACCAUCUGACCAGUCCAAUGUGCCCACAGAGGACGCUGAUGAUGGAUGGCAGGGCCGUCGGCGCAGCAACUCGGAGCCACGGCCGGGACGAUGGUCGUCGCCUCCCCCGGAUGUUCUCACGCGGGUGACGACCCCUAUGCGGAUGAUGCCCCUGACCGAAGAAUCGUCGCUCCAGAGUCCGGUUGCAAAUACUCCUCCAGGAUUACCCCUCGAGGAGCAGGAAAAUGCUACUCUGCAACUGCCUCCGGCCGUUGUCCCACGGCCAGAGAACCAUCGAGGUAUUCUGCGCCGCACCAGUCAAGCGGCUUUGAAUCGGUUCUCACGGAACCGCGCGUCAACUGUGACAGGGGCGAUGCCAACACUAUCCCGAGAGGCUUCUCGACGUACGGGCGAAUAUGGACCUCAUGUUGUUGAUGUACUGGACGUGAUUGACCCGGAGGUGUCGGCUCUGUCCACCCUCACCAAUGUUCAGAAUUCGCUAUUCGUGCCGAACUUGGGUAGUUUUGUCAACCGCAUGCCCACCUAUACUAUUUCGCGACCUCCGCCCUCCUCCGAUGAAGAGCAGGGGACUACCACUGAUGAAGCUGAGCUCUCGGAAGAUGCCAAGAAAGAACGGCCGCGCAUUGAGCAGUUGCGUCCAUUCACGAGUAUGUCCUCCGUCGUGUCGGGUCCCCGGUUUGCUGUGCUCCCUGAGGGACACGAUCUGGAGGGGUGGACGAAGGAAGAUUUCGCCGAACUGAACGAUCACGUCCGGCACAUGCUUCACUCUCGCCGAUCCAAAUUCAGACGAGCCAUGAAGGGGUUCAGUCAAUAUGUGCGCAAACCACUGGGAUUUCUUGUGACUCUCUACGCGACCCUCAUUACCCUCUUCGGUCUUGCGUGGGUACUUUUCUUGAUCGGCUGGAUCAACGUUGGCGGCAAAGAGGACUAUGUUAUCAACAUUAUCGAUAACAUCUUGGUCGGCUUGUUUGCCAUCAUGGGUGACGGACUAGCUCCUUUCCGAGCCGUGGAUACAUACCAUAUGAUUUUCAUCGCCCAUUACACGCACCUGACAUGGAAAAUCCGUCGCAAGCGAAGCCUCCCCGACCUGAAGAACAAAAACGACCUCCCAGCGCAGCGGGAGAUGGAUAUCGAUAUCGAAUUCGGCGACACCCCCAAGGAAGACGAAUAUGAGUUCUCGGUGCUCGACCAGCGCCAACAGCUGCGACUGAUCCACCACCAAAACAAGUUCUCCAAAUCGCACACCUUCUACAAGCCCCACGAGACAGUGACUCACCACGCAUUCCCACUGCGGAUGCUCGUCGCUAUUGUCGUCAUCCUUGACUUCCAUUCGAUCCUGCAGAUUGCGCUCGGCGUGUGCACCUGGAGCAUGGAACCGCCCAGAUAUCGACCCUUCGCCCUGACCACUGUUAUUCUCUGCUGCUCCAUCACCUGCAACAUCACAGGCGGCGUGCUAAUCAUGCUCGGUGACCGACGGUCUCGGAAAAAGGAUGUCGUCGAGCGCCUCUUCCGCCAGCAACUGACCGAGGAAGCCAUGAAGAAGAUGGAGAAGCGGAAGGUCAAGGAAGAGCGCCGCAGUGCUCAGCUCGAGCGCAUACAACCGUAUGACGGGACGUAA